UAUAUAUAUAUAUAUAUAUUAUGCAUAUGUGUGUAUUAUACACACAAAAUGCUGCAAUCGAGGCAUUCACGGGAAUAGCAUUUUCUAGAGAGAGAGAGAAUGAGAUUGAUCUGAAAGCAGCCUUAACUAAUUCCCCGCUCUCUACGUGAGCUGCAAAUGCGUGCUUGUGCGUGUAUUUAAGUUAUAAGUCGGCGUGGCGGAGAGGAGCGAUCGUCGAUUGCCGAUCGCCAUCACAAUUCGAAUGCUGCUGCUUUUGGAAGAGUGUUUGAGGAUUGAAAUCCUGAAAUACUAGGACGAGAAAUGCCAGAAAUAGUUUUGGUUCAUGAAGAUGGAAGGGGAGAUAGAUUUGGUCAUGAGAUCAUGUCUGAGGAUGAUAAAAGGAGGCGUCGGAUGAGAUCUUUGAGGAAAAAGGCAAUGAAUCCUUCAACAAGGACUGUGUGGGAGUCGAGGAAACGUGGACAGAGGGUGCAUUGCCUGUUUGCCUCAGUUUGUACCGAAGAGUUUCUGGAUAAGGAGGAAGAGAUAGUGGUUAAUGCAUUUCGUCGAGCUUUGGUAGAAAGGGACAUGCUUCUGGCUCAUUAUGAUGAUUACCAUACUAUGUUGAGAUUCUUAAAAGCAAGAAAGUUUGACCUUGAUAAAACAGUACAGAUGUGGGAAGAAAUGUUGAAUUGGAGGAAAGAAAAUGGAGUAGACACUAUAAUUCAGGAUUUCAUAUAUGAGGAAUUUGAAGAAGUUCAGCUAUAUUAUCCUCAUGGUUACCAUGGUGUUGAUAAAGGAGGACGACCUGUAUACAUCGAAAGACUUGGGAAAGUUGAACCUAGUAAACUAAUGAAUGUCACCACUGUCGAUAGAUUCUUGAAAUAUCACGUCCAAGGUUUUGAGAAAGCUUUUGCAGAAAAGUUUGCAGCAUGCUCUAUUGCUGCCAAGCGCCAUAUUGAUUCAACAACAACUAUCCUGGACGUACAUGGGCUGAAUUGGAUGAGUUUUGGAAAGAUUGCACGUGAUCUAGUAAUGCGCAUGCAGAGAAUUGAUAGUAGCAACUACCCUGAGACAUUGCAUCAAAUGUUCAUAGUUAAUGCCGGUGGUGGAUUUAAGUGUGUAUGGAAUUGGGCAAAAGGCUUCCUUGAUCCAAGGACCACUGCAAAAAUACAUGUGUUAGGUACCAAAUUCCAGGACAAGCUAUUGGAAGUCGUCGAUUCUAGUCAAUUGCCAGAUUUUCUUGGUGGAUCCUGCUCGUGUCCAAAUGAAGGUGGAUGUCUUGGAUCCAACAAGGGACCUUGGAAUGAUACACAACUGAUGAAGUUAGUUCAUGCUUUGCAUGAAGGUGAAGAUUUAAGAGUAAAACUGGCUGAUCCCCAGGACCUUGGUAACGAAACAUUUCCAGUUAGCUUCUCUGGUAGUGAAAAUUCCAAAAUCAAGCCGAUUGAUAUGAAGGAAUCAAGGAAUGAAAUUGCUUCAUCUUCUAUUUCAAGAAAAUGUGCUUAUGAUACCAGGGAAUCAACGCUUUCCCUCAGUAAUAACGAAAUAUCACAGAGAUCAGAAUUGGAUAUUUUGGGUGAUAGAUAUGAAGCUAGCCGUCCAUCAAAUUUGGCUGGUGUUAUUGCAGAACAAAGGUUGCUGAAGGGAUCUCUCUCUGCCAUAGUGACGGGUGUUAUGCUCAGAUUACUCACAUGCUUGUGUAUACUUGGUGGUUUGUUCAGAAGAUUCUUUAAGAUGGAAAACAUGGAAACGGUAUUAGAAAACCAAAGAACAGAAGUUAGAAACUCGAAUUCUCAAGAACAAGAUGGGCAUCGAAAGAACGAGGAGCUUCUCCACCCCUGUUACCAGAAGUUGCAGCAUCUAGAGAAUAUGGUAAAUGAACUUUCGAAAAAACCUGCAAAAAUUCCAUCUGAGAAAGAGGACAUGAUUCAUGAAUCUCUCAGUCGCAUAAAAUCCAUCGAAGUUGACUUGCAGAAGACAAAGAAAGCAUUGCUUGCGACAGCAUCAAAACAAAUGGAGCUAUCUGAGUCAAUAGCGACAAUAAAGGAGAAUAAUUUAAAUGGGAGUCAAAGUUGUUGGCUACGAAGUAGCAAGUCUCUACCCCGAGGAACCUGAAUAACUUCAGAACCAGCCUCUGUAUUCGUUACCGCAUUGAUCUUUGUUCUUUCACACCUAACUUUUUAAGCUAGGAUUGUCUUUACCAACAUUUCAGCUGAUCACAUUCUUGAGAUGUAUAUUGGAGGAAUUCACAUAAUCUCCCACAUCCCAGUAUCGGCUGUACAAAGGAUACACACACACACACACACAAGUUGAAGAAAUGAGAUUGAAGAACAUUGUUUUAUAAGUUUUCUUUGCUUAGUUAUUGUAAAAACGUUCUCACCAUAAAUUUGAAGUAGUGCAACUUUUAUCUACAUUUUAUUUCUCUUUAUUACUAUCAAAGUCAUUAACGCCAUUUCCUAGGAAUUUACAUUUAGCAUCACAAAUAUGUAAUACUACCUCCUUAUUUCUUUCCGUUCUAUAUAGAGUUCCAUUUCUGUCCCA
Molecule: messenger RNA, 2520 nt
Organism: Salvia miltiorrhiza (redroot sage)
Lineage: Eukaryota; Viridiplantae; Streptophyta; Magnoliopsida; Lamiales; Lamiaceae
Product: phosphatidylinositol/phosphatidylcholine transfer protein SFH9-like
Exons: 17
Coding region: 301-2094 (597 amino acids)
Source: RefSeq, a predicted model, not a curated record